UGAUGACUCUUCUCUUCUAGGAGUCGAAUGUGGAAUACAUGCAGAAGUUGAAAAACAACUUGAAAUGGGCAAGAAGUUACUGGCAGCUGGCCAGCUGGCUGACGCCUUGUCUCACUUCCAUGCUGCUAUAGAAGGGGACUCUGAUAACUACAUUGCCUAUUACAGAAGAGCCACAGUGUAUUUGGCCAUGGGCAAAUCUAAAGCUGCAAUUCGUGAUUUAAGUAGAGUGGUUGAACUAAAGCAAGAUUUCACAUCUGCGAGAUUACAGAGAGGCCAUUUACUUCUUAAGCAAGGAAAAUUUGAUGAAGCAGAAGAAGACUUCAAAAAUGUGCUCAAAUCUAAUCCCAGUGAUAAUGAGGAAAAGGAAGCCCAGUCUCAGCUGAUUAAAUCUGAUGAACUGCAGCGCCUGCGUUCACAGGCAGUGUCUCUGUAUCAUCAAGAGGAUUACGCUACUGCUAUCAGUCUCCUUGAUAGCAUUCUAGAAGUUUGCAUUUGGGAUGCAGAGCUGCGUGAGCUUCGUGCUGAAUGCUAUAUAAAGGAAGGGGAACCAGGCAAAGCUAUUAGUGACUUAAAAGCUGCUACCAAACUAAAGAAUGAUAACACUGAAGCCUUCUAUAAAAUCAGCACAAUAUACUACCAGUUGGGGGACCAAGAACUGUCACUAAGUGAAGUCCGAGAGUGUCUGAAACUUGACCAGGACCAUAAGCUGUGUUUUUCUCACUAUAAACACGUAAAGAAACUUACUAAGCAAAUCGAGUCAGCAGAGGAACUCAUCAGAGAAGGCAGGUACACAGAUGCCAUCAGUAAAUAUGAAUCUGUAAUGAAAACUGAGCCAAAGGUCCCUAUUUACACUACUCGUGCCAAAGAAAGGAUCUGUCACUGCUAUUCAAAGAAUGAGCAAUCUGCUGAAGCCAUAAAAGUUUGCACAGAAGUUCUGCUGCAGGAACCAGCUAAUCUGAAUGCUUUAAAAGACAGAGCAGAAGCCUAUUUAUUAGAAGAACAAUAUGAGGAAGCUAUUCAAGAUUAUGAAACUGCUCAGGCCAAUAGUGAAAAUGACCAACAGAUUCGUGAAGGCCUAGAGAGAGCCCAGAGGAUGUUGAAGCAAUCUCAGAAGAGAGACUACUACAAAAUUUUAGGAAUAAAAAGAAAUGCAAGAAAACAAGAAAUCAUAAAAGCGUACAGAAAGCUAGCAUCUCAGUGGCACCCCGAUAACUUCCAGAAUGAAGAGGAGAAGAAAAAGGCAGAGAAAAAGUUUAUUGAUAUAGCAGCUGCUAAAGAAGUACUGACUGACCCAGAAAUGAGAAGGAAGUUUGAUGCAGGAGAAGAUCCACUGGAUGCAGAGAGCCAACAGGGAGGAGGAAACCCUUUUCAUAGAACCUGGAACACAUGGCAAGGAUUCAACCCUUUCAGCUCUGGAGGACCAUUUCGAUUUAAAUUCCACUUUAAUUAGAACCAAGACUAAUUUUCACUGCUUUACAUAACAUUUUUAUUUAAAAACUCUGUCCAGGAUUCAAAUACAAUUUACAUUUCACAUAUGUUGCCCUUACCUAAAGAGUUAGUUUAUUAGACGAGAGCUAGCUCUUUAUUACCAAAAGAAAAAAAAGGUUUUGCUGUGGUAUGAAUUUGUGGGUGGACCAGGAUUUUCUGUUAGCACUAGUAUAUUUGUAGUAGUACAUGCAGAAAUCCUAAGUUCUGCUGAGGAAGAAACAUUAAGACCCAAAAAAAACGUAAACACGGGCUUAAAUCCUAUCAAAGUCAGACACUUAAGCAUGUGCUUAAAGUUAAGAACAUUUUUAAAUGCUCUUGGAACCAGAGCCUAAUAGUUGUGUAAAAAGUUACUUUGUAUAUCAGUCUUUGUAGUCACAAAUGAAAAUAUGAGUUACCAUAUGCAGGGUGAUGAUCUCUCUUUCAAUAUGCAUACAGAGAAAGAAUACUGACUUGACCAGCUGCUGCAUUUUAUUUUUUUAUGUCACACUGAUGCCAUAUAGAGUGAAGAGGCCACUGCAGAUCAGAUUUAAUAAGUUUCUUUAAAAUAUUAUUGUUACUGACAUUUUGAAAAUGCCUACCUACUUCCAUUUGCUUGACAAUCUGAAAUCAUUUGGAAUGAUAUUUUUCAGUUAUUAUGGCAUCUGUCAGACAUGAAAGUUAAAAAUUCCCUCAUUUUGAACAUUUUGCUUCUGAAUGAUACUUUAAAUAGCCAGAGUUUCUUGACUGGUUUUGUGUUUUUGUACUUUUUACACAAUACCUGCUUGAGAUUUGAGCAGGGCAAAUUAAUGUGACAUCUCCUUAAGUAUGCAGCAGCUUACAUCCGAUUUUAAUAAAUAAGUAAAAAUGUGUAAAAGGUAACUUCUACUAGAAGCAGGUGUUACCUAAACAUAUGUUGUUUCUCUGAUUAUACCACAUAUUUAAGUGUCUGAAUGUAAUUCUGCAGUCACAUGGCGCUCAGAAGUGCACUUUGACAAGUCUUUGAAGUAAAUGACCACAUCACAUCUUUACGUGUGUGCGAGGAGCAUUACCAGGCUCGCUGGGAGUGGGGGAAUAGCACUUUAUGAGUGGGGGGUGGGAGUGACUCAGAAGCUGUUGCGAAAGGGGAAGGGGGUCAGUGUGGCAAUGCUGACUCAUCCCCAGGGAGUGGAAGGCCUGGGGAGUUGGAAAGGGGCAAGUCAGGUGGAAGAAGCCCCUUUUUUCUUUCUGGUACCAAGCAGAGUAGAACCCACCCUCCAUCCUUUUGAGGUGGCAGAACACAGCAGGUGUGUUCAGGACCUGCUGUGAUCAUUGCACUAACCACUCCUCUCCAGGAGGACUGGAAAGGACUUUCUUCUCACCCCCCGAUUGGCCAAGAUGCAGUGGGUUUUUUUUACCUUCCUCACAGUGGGUUUAGAGGGGAGCUCUGUGAUGGUGAAUAGGGAGGGGAUAUAAGCUAUGAUAUAAGGAGUUAUGUAGGUGUGGGUGGAUUCCAGUGCAGGUACUCCAGAGGCUGGAUACAUGGCUUGGUACAGGACUUUAAAAGGUAUUUGUUAAAAGCGUUGGAUUGGGGAGGAGGGUUAGUUGAGGGUCCUACAAUUGGUACUGCAGCAAGCCAGACUCCUCCCUUCUUAUAGCCCACUGUUGCCCUUGUUUCAGGCAAGUAUGGUCAGGUCCCUGCAAUGGGUUGGACUGGGGGGACCUAAAUGGAGAAAGUGGGGAGCUAGUGGAAGUUCCCCGGUUAGAUAUUGAAUGAACGUGCAGUUGCCUGCACUGUACGCUCUUCUUUGUGAAGCAGUCCCAGCCAUCUGAUAAUUAAAGUUGCUGCCUGAUUAAACCCA
This is a messenger RNA of Pelodiscus sinensis (Chinese soft-shelled turtle), 3305 nucleotides long. The record is from RefSeq and is a predicted model, not a curated record. NCBI's taxonomy places the organism in Eukaryota, Metazoa, Chordata, Testudines, Trionychidae.